CUUGAACCGCCUCAUCUCCAGUCGCGCAGCCUCCUCAUACCCUUCGCCGUUGCCGACAGACCAUAAUAUACCAACCACCACCUACAUUACUCGCAGGUAGCACAGUGUCAUCCUACAACACCUGCCCCCUCCAAUUCUUCACCACUACUGUGCUGUCGCACUACACAGGACGCUCGUUACACCAUCGAUAGACAACGGUUCUUCCACGGUUCUUCCACCACCCGCGUGUUCGCCUCUGACCUUACUUUACCCUCGCUUCAACCAGCCCGUUCGCACCCCGUCCGAGCCUUCCUCUCCCUCCCUUUACACUCGCAUCUAUCUACAGUCAGUCAGUCACCAUGCCUGCCACCACAACAACGACCAUAACUACACCAAUCACACGGGAAAACGUAACGACUCUAUUCCCCGAAGUGCGCACGACACUGAUCGGAGCGGACAUGGCUCCCAAUUCCACUGCCACAUCCAACAACACUUCCAAUGGCACCUCACCCAACAACUCUUCUUCUUCCUCCUCGGCAGACGACAGUCUGGCCGGCUACGACGAAGAACAAAUCCGACUCAUGGACGAAGUCUGCAUCGUCCUCGACCACAACGACCAACCGAUCGGAUCAGCAUCCAAAAAAGCAUGCCACCUAAUGACCAACAUCUCCCAAGGCCUGUUACACCGAGCAUUCAGCGUCUUCCUAUUCGACCCAACCACGAAAAAACUGCUUCUUCAACAACGGGCCUCUGAAAAAAUAACCUUCCCCGACAUGUGGACCAACACCUGCUGCUCGCACCCGCUCGCACACCCCAGCGAAACAGGCCACGGCGACCUAGCCAGCAACGUCGAGGGAGCGAAACGCGCCGCCGUGCGCAAACUAAACCACGAAUUGGGCAUCCCAGCAGACCAGGUGCCGAUACAGAAUUUCCACUACCUCACGAGAAUCCACUAUCUUGCGCCCAGCGAUGGGAAAUGGGGCGAACAUGAAAUCGAUUAUAUCUUGUUCAUCGAGGCGGAUGUCACACUCGAUAUCAAUAAGAAUGAAGUCCGUGAUACGCGCUGGGUCAGUCCGGAUGAGCUGCGUCAGAUGUUUAGGGAUGUCGAGUCCCAGAGUGGGAAGGAUAAGGCUCUCAAAUAUACGCCUUGGUUUAGGCUCAUUUGUGAGGGUAUGUUGUUUGAUUGGUGGGAGAAAUUGGUCCAGGGCCGGUUGGGGGAAGUUGCUGGCGAGACGGAGAUUCGAAGAAUGUAAUAGACAACAACAAAGAACAAGUUGAGACCCAGAUUCAAGAUAGAAGCUAGCAGCGCGUCGUUUGGCUUGGUCUUGGUUUGGUUUGGCUUGGUUUUGGUGACCAGGUUUUCUCUUCUACAUUCCUAUGAUUAUUCUUUGUCUUUCUAUUUCCCUGUUUAUUCGAGUGUGUAGCGACAAUACCCCAACGUCGGCGCGCGUGAGACUUGAGCUGCACCGCAUUCUCUAAGAGCCGAAACCUGGUAUCCACGUCUAAGAGCUCCUCCUCUACAAGUUUGUCCUCACACCUUGAACCCACAGUGUCUUUCUGCCAUGGGCCUACGUGAAGAUCGGUUUCAGCAGCCACUGGCGGGUUGCAAUCAAGGACGCAAAGGCCAACCAACAAGAUGGGAUGUCGCCAUCGGUAUCCCAACUGGAUUUCGUGGGUUCAUGUACAAGUAUCGCGAGACGAUUGCAAGUCACUGGCAGCCCUAAGUGCUACAUGUUCACAUGGUGUACAUGAAGGACGACCUUCAACUUUGACGCGAGACAGAGCCAUGAUCUUGACUGCGUCUAUGUCUCUUUCUACCUAGUAUUGUAACUAUGGAAAAACAUAUAUAACUCGCUGAAAUCGACCGCUGGCCAAC
Exophiala dermatitidis NIH/UT8656 is the source of this 1855-nucleotide messenger RNA. Its product is annotated as isopentenyl-diphosphate delta-isomerase. Gene Ontology annotation, molecular function: isopentenyl-diphosphate delta-isomerase activity. Lineage: Eukaryota; Fungi; Ascomycota; Eurotiomycetes; Chaetothyriales; Herpotrichiellaceae. Gene Ontology annotation, cellular component: cytoplasm. The record is from RefSeq and is a predicted model, not a curated record. Gene Ontology annotation, biological process: isopentenyl diphosphate biosynthetic process; isoprenoid biosynthetic process. The transcript has a single exon. Bases 339 to 1232 code for a protein of 297 amino acids.